AUGGUCGGAGGCACAAAACGUAAAAUAAAGAUUGAGAAGAUCGAAAAGGAGAAUGCAAAAUCAGUUGCUUUCACUAAACGUCGUAAAGGGCUCUUUCACAAAGCUUCUGAGCUCUGUCUUCUCUCUCCCACGACUCAAAUCGCAAUCUUAGCGACUCCGGCUUCUUCCAACUCUCACGCUUCUUUCUACUCCUUUGGCCAUUCCUCUGUGGACAACGUUGUCUCCGCGCUGCUUAACAAUCAGUCGCCUGUUCCGACAAACCAAGAAGAGAACAGAGGAUUAGGGUUUUGGUGGGAAGACGAGCGGCUUGACAGGCUGGAGAAUGUCGAUGAGUUGAAAGUUGCGACCAAUGCGCUUUCGAGGUUGUUGAGCAAUUUGUGGCAGCGAUUAGAUGCUGUGACUAGUAAUGAAAGAGAUUCGGCUUUAGUGAUUCAUCAAGAGGAGGUUCCUCAGCUUGGUAACACCAAUACAAACAACAACGAAGGAACUUCUGGUUCUGAAGUUUUGGUAGAGAAUAAUGAGGAAGAUAAUCUGCCUAUCGAUUAUUUUUCAACUGAUGUUAAGAUAGAUACAUAA
Molecule: messenger RNA, 576 nt
Organism: Thlaspi arvense
Lineage: Eukaryota; Viridiplantae; Streptophyta; Magnoliopsida; Brassicales; Brassicaceae
Source: the annotation of a GenBank genome assembly